AUGUCAGGUUCUUUCUGGAAGUUUGGUCAGGAUUACUCGAUAGAGUCACCGGUUUCUAAGAUUCUAAAUAGUGCCUUUAUUAAAAUCAAUAAGGACCAAGAUGACGACGUACCUACCGGCACAUGUGAAGAAAAUAUUGCUGAUGACGAAGAUAACUCUUCACAUGACUACGCUGCUUCUGAAGAUAAUGUAGUUAACGAGAACGAAGAGAAGGAAGAAGAAAAUACUCUGCCCACUACAGAAUCGGAAUAUGAAAAUUAUAGACCUAAUUUGGACGUCUUAGACGAUUUGCUGGAUGAUGACGAACUGUAUACGGAAUUAAUGUGUUCAAAUUUCAAGCUACUAAUAUUCUUGAAGUAUCCUGAUGUUUUAUCAAAAUUGAUAGAAUAUGUUACCAACGAGAAGAUUCUCGACGAAGAAACAGAUAGCGCUAAAAAGCCAGAGAUUAUUGAAGGUGUAAACGAUCAUCCUAUUUUGAUAGAAAGAGACAGAAAGGAUAAAAAGGAGGACGCUGAAGAAGGAGGCGACUCAGAAGAAACUACAAAUGAUAGCGAUCAUGACUCUGGGGACGAAAGAAGUGUUGAUUCUGAAGAGACAAGCAUUACUUUGCCACCGGAAUCUGAGGAACAAGUGGAGACUAGAAGGGCAAGGAUAGCUGCUGAAAUUUUAUCGGCUGAUGUAUGGCCUAUAUCCGCAGCAAUAAUGCAAAAUAAGGAUCUUCUUGGUAGAUUGUGGUCGAUACUAGAUCACCCAGCUCCCUUACCGAUACCAGCUUCCACCUACUUCAUGAAAAUAAAUGAAAGACUUCUCGAUAUGGAUAUAACGGGGAUGUUAGAGUUUAUAUUAAGCCGAGACAGCUUGGUUGCAAGGUUCUUGACACAUGUUGACAAUCCGUCUUUGAUGGACUUCCUUUUGAAAGUUAUCUCGACGGAUAAACCUGACUCUCCCACGGGUGUCAUAAAGAUACUAAAAUCACAGGAAUUAAUACCUAAACUUUUAGAUCAUCUUAAUCCAGAAUACGGUAUUUCCACUCAGUCUGCGGCAGGCGAUUUUAUUAAGGCAUUCGUCACGUUAAGCACUAACUCAAGCAAUGAACUUGCUUCGGGAAUAGGUCCUAAUGAAUUGACAAGGCAAUUAGUAUCAGAAGAAAUGAUAGAAAAGUUGAUUAAGAUAAUGCUAAAGGGCGGUACAUCCUUAAGUAAUGGUGUUGGAAUUAUCAUAGAGUUGAUCAGGAAGAAUAACUCAGAUUAUGAUUUCAUCCAACUAGUCUACACUACCCUAGAAAGUCACCCUCCCACUGAUCGAGAUCCAAUUCACUUGAUACAUUUAGUCAAACUUUUUGCUAAGCAUAUGCCUGAUUUUGCUGAUAUGCUGGAUAAAACCAAGUUGCCACUAAUGGAAAUGCCAUUCGGUAAUAUUGAACCUCUGGGAUUUGAGAGGUUUAAAAUCUGUGAACUUAUUGCAGAACUAUUGCACUGUUCUAAUAUGACGCUGCUAAAUGAGCCCAAUGGUGAGAUGAUUGCCCAAGAACGUGAUAUAGAAAGGGCCAAAGAAUUAGAAACUUCAACCGAAAAGGAAAAUAUAACAGCUAUUGUGGACAAUAAAUCAUCAUAUUAUGAUAAGGAUUGCGUAGAGAAGGAUAUCACAGAAAAUUUAGGCGCUCUUCAAAUAAAUAAUCAAGGAAGUGAAGAAGAUGAAUUAAAUGAUACUGGGGUAUCAAGUGUAAAACUAGAUGUGAAAUCAGACGCAAAGGUAGUUGAGGGGCUAGAAAAUGAUGCUUCUGGAGUAGAGUUGUAUGAUGAAACCUUGUCUGACACAGAAUCCGUGAGAGAAUGCCUAAGGGAAAAACCGCUAGUUGGAGACAGGCUGAAGAUUGCUCUAGAAGACACUAAGAUACUGAUUAGUAUCCUUGAUAUGUUCACUGAGUUCCCUUGGAAUAAUUUUUUGCAUAAUGUAAUUUUUGAUAUUGCCCAGCAAAUAUUCAAUGGUCCCCUCAAAACUGGUUAUAAUAGGUUCCUCUUGAAAGAUUAUUUGGUUGAUGCAUACCUAACUAAAAAGAUAGUAGAUGCGGAUAAGGCAUGUCAAGACUAUGAAAAAAAGACCGGUUUACGUUAUGGUUAUAUGGGUCAUUUGACAUUAGUUGCCGAAGAAAUAUCGAAGUUCAAAGAGUAUAUUGAUGAAAUGAAGCUAACUUUUUGCAAUACCGCUGUUUCAGAUCGACUUGAGGAACCAUUUUGGAAAGAAUAUAGUGAAACGAUCUUGGCUGAUACAAGAGAGAAGUAUAACACCGUUUUGGGAGAUUUUGGCAAUGACCAAGAAAGCGAUGACGAUGUUAUUAGGAAUUCUGAUUCUGAGGAUAUAAUUGGUGAUACAGAGGGCAACGAAAACUACGGAAAUGGAGAAAACGAUGAACUUCUUAGUAACGGGCAUGAUUCUGGGAACAUGGAUUUAUAUUAUAACUUCAAUAAUAACGAGAAUGAAGAAAAUGAAGAAGAUUACGCAGAGUAUAGUGAUGUGGAUAAUAAAAAUUACUAUAAUAACGUCGAGACUAACGACGAUGAUUAUGAUAGUGAUGAUGGUAAAUCCAAAAGUGCCGAAUCAGAGUUUACCGAUAAAAUAUCUGAACAUAGGGAUGGCAAUAGUCUCUAUAAUGAGGACAAUGAUGAAAACGGGAGUGACAAAUGGACAUCGGGUACUUCAUUGUUCCCUCCAGACCAUUUUCCUAGUAGGUCACAACCUUCAGAUCCUAAACUGCAAGACCAGAAUAUUUUUCACCAUCAGUUUGACUUUGAAGGUGUUGGCGAUGACGAUGACUAUAUGGAUCCUAAUGAUGAUGGCCAGUCAUAUGCCAGACCUGGUAAUCCAUUGUAUACUACCCCGAAAACACCACCAAGACCGAAGACUAUUCUUUUCAAUUCUUUAUCCGCAUUGGAUAAUAAUGGCGAAGACGAAGAAGUGGCACUAGGCACCAGUGUUGAUGAUCGAAUGGAUAACGAGAUAUCAAGCGAUGAAGAAGACUCCGAAGAUGAAGAUGAAGAGAAUGAUAUGGGCAAUGAGGAGGGCUACUCAUUAUAUAGGUCAAGAAGUAAAGAAGCUUUCUGA
Molecule: messenger RNA, 3102 nt
Organism: Saccharomyces cerevisiae S288C
Lineage: Eukaryota; Fungi; Ascomycota; Saccharomycetes; Saccharomycetales; Saccharomycetaceae
Gene: SAP190
Product: Sap190p
Exons: 1
Coding region: 1-3102 (1033 amino acids)
Cellular component (GO): cytoplasm
Molecular function (GO): protein phosphatase binding
Source: RefSeq, marked reviewed